UUAUUUGGUUGUCUUGUCAUGUGUCGAUGUCGUACGGACGUUGUUUGUCAUUGAUUGAUUAAGUCAUUAAAAAUGGUUAAAUCUAAUGACGAAGUUCCUCAAAGUGAAUAAAUCUCAGUAAAACAAUAUUUUUGUUUUCCACUUUAGUAUUUACAUAAUUGAACUAAUAUAUCAGCCCAGAUAUCUUAAAGGAACAAAACCGGGAGUGACGAAUGGGGAUGACUGAUUUUUGUGACUAUAUAAAUUUGGUAGCUGAUCUCCAAUAAUGUACACAACUGAACUACUCAAUCAAAAUUAGUUCAUAUGCCAUUAAAUCUCAUUAUUUGGAACUAAAGUGUGCACAGAUAAAAAAGAAGAUGGAACUUCUAGAUGUUAUGAAAAACUUAACAAUAAAACCUAAUCAAUCAGAUAGUGAGCAACAAUUAUUUAAAUCUGUAGCGGCAGAUAUUGAUGACGUUCCUACUGAAAUUGUUUUUGCCGAAUAUUCUGACAAAGUAUUGCUUAUUAUAUCACAAUUUCAAAAAAUUGGCAGUAUGUUGAUGAUACAAAAAGAUGAAGUCCAUAGUCCUUUGGGUUCAAAUGAUAUUUAUACAACAAAAGUUAUUUUUGGUGCUACAGGAGAGGAACAACAAGUUGCAGCAAGGUAUUUGGCUGAAGCAAUUCAUAUUACAAAGCCUUUGUGCAUAUUCAUUAACCUCAAGUCAUAUGACAUUGAGACAGUAAAGGCUUGCAAGGACAUUAUACUGGAUAUAAAAAAAGAAGAAAAUAACUAAGAUGGCUCUACAAGAAGCAAAAAGAUUUAAACCUGUUCAUAAAUACUAUGGCCAACUCGUCCUAGGUCCACCUGGUGCUGGUAAAACAACAUACUGCUCAAAAAUGGCACAGUUGUUACAAAAAUUUGGUAGAAAAGUCAUUAUUGUUAAUUUAGAUCCUGCUAAUGACCUCAUGUCAUAUGAACCUGAUAUAGACAUACGCAAAUUGAUUGAUUUUGAAGAAGUUAUGGAAAAGAAAAAAUUAGGACCUAAUGGAGCACUGCUGUACUCUAUGGAAUAUCUAGAAAAAAAUAUAGACUGGCUCUUAGGUCAGAUAGAAAAUGAAAACUGCACUAACUUCAUAUUUGAUUUGCCUGGUCAAGUGGAACUUUACUGCCAUCACCAAAGCUUGAGCAAUAUUUUUUCUAAGCUCACUACUGAAGAAAAUCUGCAGCUGUGUGUGGUACAUUUAGUUGAUUCCCACCAUUGCUCGGAUGCUGGAAAAUUUAUUGCUGCAUUGAUGUUAUCCUUGAGUGCAAUGUUGAAAAUAGGUUUACCACACAUAAAUUUGCUAACCAAAGUAGAUCUUUUAAAAAAACAUGUUAAUAAAUUACAUUUUGGUAUAGAUUUCUACACUGAAGUUUUAGAUUUAACUUAUCUUCUAGAUUGUUUAGACACUGGUACUUUUACAAAUAAGUAUAAAAAGCUUAAUGGUGCCUUUGUUUCUAUUAUUGAAGAUUAUAGCUUAGUAAGUUUCCAGCUUGUCAAUGUAAUGAAAGAAGGAAGUUUAGUUAAAGUUAAGAAUUUAGUUGAUAAAGCCAAUGGUUAUGUAUUUAAGGCUGAUGAGGGAAGACAUGUGACUAGUAUGCUGGCAUGUGCCAUGGGUGUCGAAGAACCAACUGAUUAUGAUCUUACAGAGUUCUAAUAAAUUGUAAUAACA
This is a messenger RNA of Plodia interpunctella (Indianmeal moth), 1692 nucleotides long. RefSeq lists its product as uncharacterized. Bases 775 to 1677 code for a protein of 300 amino acids. The transcript is spliced from 3 exons. Gene Ontology annotation, cellular component: cytoplasm. Lineage: Eukaryota; Metazoa; Arthropoda; Insecta; Lepidoptera; Pyralidae. The record is from RefSeq and is a predicted model, not a curated record. Gene Ontology annotation, molecular function: GTPase activity.